GAGGCCCCGCCCUUUGCAGGGUUCUGCUGCGGUUUGGCGCUCCAGGCCCCGCCUCCUGGCGUUGUCACUUGGUGGGGGCGGGGCAGUUGCGGCCACGGAGCUGGGCGUGUGAUAGACGGGGAUGUACGUCCUGGGCCACCGAACCGGCUCGCUACUCGCCCGGGCAGCCGCCGUCCAGUGUGCGGCAGCGGCGGGAGCUAGAGCGUACCUGGAAGGAGGCCUAGAGUGGACACGUGGCAGGGUCCGCUGUUUCAGAAGCGCUGCUGCAGCUAUGGCCCGGAUCAAGGUGGGAGAUGCCAUCCCGUCUGUGGUGGUUUUUGAAGGACAGCCUGGGAACAAAGUGAACCUGGCAGAGCUGUUCAAGGGCAAGAAAGGGGUGCUGUUUGGAGUCCCUGGGGCCUUUACCCCUGGUUGUUCCAAGACCCACUUGCCAGGGUUUGUGGAACAGGCUGGGGCUCUGAAAGCCAAGGGGGCCCAGGUGGUGGCAUGUCUGAGUGUGAACGACGUCUUUGUGACUGAAGAGUGGGGAAAAGCCCACAACGCAGAAGGCAAGGUUCGGCUCCUGGCUGACCCCACAGGGGCCUUUGGGAAGGAGACAGAUAUGUUACUAGAUGACUCGUUGGUGUCCCUCUUUGGGAAUAGACGGCUCAAAAGAUUCUCCAUGGUGAUAGACGAUGGUGUAGUGAAGUCCCUGAAUGUGGAGCCUGAUGGCACAGGCCUCACCUGCAGCCUGGCCCCCAACAUCCUGUCACAGCUCUGAGGCCCUGGGCCAACAUACUCCUGAAACGCUUUCCUAUUUUCAUCUGCCCAGUCAAGGGCAGAGGGCCCAAGCUCAACCUCAGCUGGGCCACCCAAUUGGAACCUUGGCCAGAUUUCUGCAAUAAACACUUCUGGUUCA
Messenger RNA from Rhinolophus ferrumequinum (greater horseshoe bat), 898 nucleotides. RefSeq names its product peroxiredoxin 5 (gene PRDX5). Gene Ontology annotation, cellular component: cytoplasm; mitochondrion; peroxisome. The transcript has 6 exons. The record is from RefSeq and is a predicted model, not a curated record. NCBI's taxonomy places the organism in Eukaryota, Metazoa, Chordata, Mammalia, Chiroptera, Rhinolophidae. Gene Ontology annotation, biological process: hydrogen peroxide catabolic process; cell redox homeostasis; cellular response to oxidative stress. The coding region runs from base 122 to 760 and encodes 212 amino acids. Gene Ontology annotation, molecular function: thioredoxin peroxidase activity.